Chenopodium quinoa (quinoa) is the source of this 929-nucleotide messenger RNA. RefSeq names its product low-density lipoprotein receptor-related protein 2-like. Lineage: Eukaryota; Viridiplantae; Streptophyta; Magnoliopsida; Caryophyllales; Amaranthaceae. Bases 187 to 762 code for a protein of 191 amino acids. The transcript is spliced from 2 exons. The record is from RefSeq and is a predicted model, not a curated record.
AUAUAUAUAGUUUUAAUCUUUUUAGUAAUUUUAUUUGCACCAAUUAUAUAGUUUGAUUUUAUGCAUAUAUACAAACUUAACAAAAUUCAUGAUUAACUCUUAUUUAUAAUAAUAGUAGUCAAGUCUUUGAUUCUACCCUGCUCAUACUUUGCCUUGAUAUCGAUCACUGACGAUCAUAAUUUGCAAAUGGCUAGAGCUCUCACUACAAUUUUCAUCACCACUAUUAUGCUAGUGGCUUUCCAAACCAUAUCAGUUACCGCUAAAUCAAAGAAAUGUAAGCAAGCAUACGACUUAUGUGGAGGUGAUACCGGAAAAAAAUGUUGCAAAGGACUAAAGUGCAUUACUAAAGAUGAUUCUCCGGACGAUGAAAUCGGAAAGUGUAUACCGAAAAGUACAAAAUGUAAGAAGGCGUACGACUUUUGUGGAGGCAUUACAGAAGCAAAAUGUUGCAAAAAAUUGAAGUGUGUACGCACAGAUGAUUUCAAAAACGCGAUAGGAAAAUGUAUACCAAAAAACCCGAAAUGUAAGAAGAAGAACGAGUUUUGUGGAGGCCUUGCCGGAUACAAGUGUUGCAAAGGACUACAUUGCAUACUGCUAGGUGAUUUUCAGCAUGCUGGUGGAGUUUGUAAGAAAGGGAAAUUGUGUAAGAAAAAGGACCAAUUUUGUGGUGACUUCACGGGUGUUAAAUGUUGCAAGGGACUUAAAUGUGAAUUUAAAGAUGAUUUCUCGGAUAUUGGAAAAUGUAAGCCUAGACACCAUUAGAAGCACGAGUUUAAUUUGUUUUACUUUUGGUAGUCAUAAUAUCGACACCCUGUCUUCAAAAUCCUGGAUUCGCCUAUAUUGGACAUGUGCUAGUAAUCAUGUUUUAAAACUAAGAAUUAUAAAUUUUAAUGACAAAUGAAGUAAUGAUCAACAACUUAACAUCUGAA